AUGGCCAUGCAACAAAACAACAACAACAACAACAACAACAACAACAACAACAACAACAACAACAACAACAACAACAACAACAACAACAACAACAACAACAACAACAACAACAACAACACCUCCUCAUCAUCUUCGGCGCCACCGGUCAACAAGGCACCUCCGUCAUCCAGCACGUCCUCCACGACCCAACUGUUACGCCCGUACACCAUCCGAGCCACCACCCGCGACCUCCAUUUUGUUAUCCUUGCACCCCGUGCUCGCGUUUCUUUGUCUCCCGGUUCUGCCGGCCGCCGCAAUUUGUUUGUCCUCCGCGGCUCCGCCUAAGUUAUUCGUCUCCUAGACCCACUGCAGAGCUCGCUUUGACACCUCCUGCAUCUCUAUACCGCUUAAGCUCCUGUCGCUUCCUCUCCACUCCCCGGCCUACUUUAACACCUUUCGUUUCCCCCUUCUCACUAUAGCUCCUGUCACUGCUACGACGCACGAUCCGGCAUGCAAUCCGCCAGCACUUACAGCCCAGUAGCAUGGUGCUUGUCCACGCUGUCGACUGUUCGAAUCAUGGCUGCAGGGAAGUAUAACGAUUUCCUCACAUCAGGGAAUAUAAGACUACCAUGCCCCUGUGAGCGAGUCACUCACCCCGUUUAUCUUGACAAGUCCAAGCAACGCCUAAGGCGCCGGACCCGAACGUUUGUCCUCGACAGGACACAGUAUCAGCAUCUGCCGACCUAAUCAAAUCCAAUCUAGUUUGUGCAAGCGAGAUUCUAUUUACGAGCGAGGCAGUCCGCGGU
Aspergillus aculeatus ATCC 16872 is the source of this 785-nucleotide messenger RNA. RefSeq lists its product as uncharacterized. The annotation marks the transcript as partial. The record is from RefSeq and is a predicted model, not a curated record. Lineage: Eukaryota; Fungi; Ascomycota; Eurotiomycetes; Eurotiales; Aspergillaceae. The transcript has a single exon.